Molecule: messenger RNA, 874 nt
Organism: Mitosporidium daphniae
Lineage: Eukaryota; Fungi; Microsporidia
Exons: 1
Source: RefSeq, a predicted model, not a curated record
AUCACCAUCUUUGAGAUCAAGGAGCCUCUUACGCCAUCUACUGUGGGCCCUUUCAAACAGAUAUUGAAAAAGGUGCUCAAUGAUAUUUUGUCAAAAACCAGCGAGGAAAAUCGCGCGCUGAUAGUUGAUCACCUUUUUGUCAAUUGCUGGGAAAAGAUCCGAAAUGUCGGGUAUGGAGCAUCCAUGGAAUCCCCGCUUCCAUAUCCCAUCCCAUAUUCGAUGGCAAAUACACCAAGAGAGGGCAGCAGCUUUGGAAACCAGAUGUUCGCGAUUGCGAUUUCGAUAAAGUUUUACCUUGAAAACGAGAUGAAAGGUCUCAGUGAGCCGCCUUUGUUGUUUACAGAGAAAAAUAUUUAUUCUGCCCUGGAGCUCUAUUAUGAUUAUGAGGAACUAGAAGAAAUCAAGAGGGAAACCAAGUCAUCUGUUUUGGGGCUCUUCAAGCUUUUGAGGGAAAAAAUAUAUCAAAAUAAUGAUAAUCUCAAAGUCUUUUUGAGGAAUGUAGUAAUCGAAGGUAUCAAGACAUCUCCUCAUCAGAUCGUAUCAUCUGCCAUUGAAUUUAUCUUGUCUUGCACUCAGAUCCUUGCAUACAGCGGCACCUUAUACAAUUGGAAGAACUUUAAAGUGAUCCCCAAUGUUGACAUUGAUGUCAGCCAGUCCUCUGUGAUCGAGAGGCGAAUCCAUAACUCGUUUGCCUUUCCUCCUCGACCUUGCUACACGAAAAAUUACCCCGAAAUUUACGAUUAUGCUACUCCCAUCAAGAGCCUUGGUAUUGCUAUGCGCAAGGAUCAUCAAUUUGAUGCUUUGAUGGCUUUUAUUUUGAAAUUUAACACAACAGCAUUGUUUGAUGUUGGAGCCAUUUUGAAGGAUUAUUCCA